AUGGCGCCAAAAUUCUCAUUCGUCCUUCUGUUGAGUUGUUCUUCUGUUACUUGUCGAAGAAGUUCUUCCAUUCACAUUCUCAUAUUUUCUCUUCUUGCAUUAUUCAGUGGAAUCUCAAUUCCUUUCAGCUACUCGUUCUCUCAUCGCAAAUCUUUUUGCAUUAGCUUCUCCCACCGUUUAAGUUUGUCAUCAUUAUAUUACUUUCCCUCUUUCUCUCGCCGAUAUGCUCUCCACCUAUUACCAUCUCCUUCUGUCGCUUUAGUUCGCCUCGAGUCUCCUGCCUUGUGUUCUUAUUGCCUCACAGUGUCCCUACGAUUUCUAACCGCUGGGAUUCUCCCUAACUCUAUCUAUCUAUCUAUCUAUCUAUCUAUCUAUCUAUCUAUCUAUCUAUCUAUCUAUGAAUUGCGUUCAAGAAGGAGAUAUCUAUCUAUCUGUCUAUCUCAUUCUGUUAAAAUCUCUCUCUGUAUCUAUCCGCGUGCCAAUUAUCUAUCUAUCUGCCUAUCUAUCUCAUUCUUUUCAAAUCUUUCUCUCAUUGUGUUGACAUCUAUCUAUCUAUCUAUCUAUCUAUCUAUCUAUCUAUCUAUCUAUCUAUAUCAUUCUGUUCAAACCUCUCUCUGUAUCUAUAUGCAUGGUGAUUAUCUAUCUGUUUGUAACGCAAACUUUCUAACCAUUCACCCGCUAUCUAUCUAUCUAUCUAUCUAUCUAUCUAUCUAUCUAUCUAUCUGUCUGUCUAUCUAUCUAUCUAUCUAUCUAUCUAUCUUGCCAAUUCUUAUUCCCUCCCGUUUUAUUCUUUCGUUUUUCUUUUUUCCUUCUUUUCUUCCUUUGCCUUUCAAAUUUCCUCACCUUUUUUAUGUUAACCACAUUCCUACUUGGUGGACAUUUUACCACAUUACUGUUGCUUUGCCCACUUUUGUAUUGCAUCUAUCUAUCUAUCUAUCUAUCUAUCUAUCUAUCUAUCUAUCUAUAUUUAUUGUUUUGCCGAUCGUCUGUUUGUUCUCCCUUCUUCAAAAAGACGUAAAUCAUGGUUCUGUUAUGUUCGCCUCAUCGAAGAAGCCGAAAUCAACUGAUGUUUGGCGGAAUGCGUCGUUUCCACAAUGUUUGACCAUCUAUAUUUCUGGUCAUAUCUAUCUAUCUAUCUAUCUAUCUAUCUAUGUUUAUGUACAUAUGUAUGUAUUACCUUUAUACAAACAUCCUAUUUUUUUAACUGACUUCUAUAAAUCCUACGUAGAUUGUCUCCUUGUUGGCGAUUUCCCAAAGCAUGUUCUUCAAAGUCAUUGCACAAUUACUUAUGUCCCAGUUUGCCUAAUGUUUGCUAACAAUGGAAAGUUUAUUGUUGUCUUUCUGGUUCUCUGUGAAACGUUUGAAUUAUGA
This is a messenger RNA of Acanthosepion pharaonis, 1371 nucleotides long. NCBI's taxonomy places the organism in Eukaryota, Metazoa, Mollusca, Cephalopoda, Sepiida, Sepiidae. The record is from the annotation of a GenBank genome assembly.